AUACACAUUUGUUCAAGAGCAUCACGUCAGCUAACGUAUUAGAUGAUGUGGCGCUUCCUACACUGGCAGGCGAUGAGCUAGAGCAAGUUGUCAUAUCCGCUUCUCAAGGCUUGUACGACCGGUCCCCCUCAACGAAUCAUCACAAAGGGGACAUGAGAGUGGCCCAUGACAUGUGAGUCGCACACACAUGUCGCGCCUACUGCUUUUCUCGAGCACGCUGAUAGUAAUUGCUAUUGCAAUCUCUAGCCUCUCCGUGGUGCCCACCUCUUCGGCUGUAAAGAAGCAGCGCAACUUCAUCGAGGCGACGUCAAAGCUGGGGUCGUACAAGCUCCCGUCAAAAAUGCAUCCGGGGCUUCCGAUGUUGCCCACAGAGAUCAGAAUGACAAAGGACCGCACACGCCUCGUUGCUCUUGUGCUGAGCACUGAUGACGAUGCAUACAAGGCUUGGGAGUCGAUUCUCGACAUCUCUGUCAAGCUGAAUGCAGCCGCAGAACACGCGCCACCCAAAGCGCUAGUGGAGGUCCGCACACUGGCUAUGCUAUCCGAGGCUGCCAUCGCCGCGCAGGACGUCAAGCGGGCAGCGGCGCUGGGCAACCACAUGAUUGCCACAAUUACCAUACUGCGCAAGAGAGCUGCAUCUGCUGCGGCUGUUGCGUCCCGGUCACGCGAUGACACGGAUUCCAAGGGCAUGGCCGGUGAUGCAAUGCUGACUGCAGCGCAAAUGCUGCCGGAGGCGGAAGAGCUGGGGUGGAAGACAUGCUACCAGAUUGCGAAACAGACCGCGUGGGAUGACCAUCCCUCUCGCAUACAGUUCAUGGGGCAUGUGCUAGCCCUGUGUCCAAAGGAGAGGAUCUCUUCGAUGACGCGCAAAUGGCAUGAGCUACAUGACCGAGUAUCCAAUUCAACUGGGCUUGAGCAAGACCUGUUCUUCGCCAAAGCCAAAGGCAGCGCAGCGAAGAGUCCGACAUCGAGCUUGGGCUCGCUGAUGGACGCGUACGCAACACCGUUCGCCUCGCUGCUCGCGAACGCCGGGAGCAGAUCUGCAGAGCGCCAGCAGCGCUUCGCGGGCCUUCCCCCUACACCCAACACGGCGGACUCGUUUGUGCGGUCUCCAGCGCCGGUAGGAGGCGGCUUUGGAGGCCGGGCGGCGCAGCUGUUCGACGUGCUCGGCGGUGCAGAAGCGGCGUUCGACCCGGCCGAGCGCGCUGCGCGGGCGGCAAAGAGCUUCUUUGGCGGCAUCACGGGGCGCGUUGUGAGCGCCAGCGCGGGAAGUGGCAGAGGCAGGGGAGACGCAGCGAUGCCGGUGGGAACGCCACACGAUCCGACGGGCAGACGGCAUGUGAGCUCUUCAUCGUUUGGAGGAGGGACAUUUUCGUUUAGCAAGGGUGUCGGAUGGCUCCUGGGAGAGGAGGAACAAUGAUCACGCAGGGCAACCGAAGACAAUCGAGUUCGCAGUACGCAACUGCAACCCAGCCAUUGUAUGGUAGACAUUGCAUGCCAUCGUCAUACGCAGAUACAAUAAAGCC
Molecule: messenger RNA, 1526 nt
Organism: Tilletiaria anomala UBC 951
Lineage: Eukaryota; Fungi; Basidiomycota; Exobasidiomycetes; Georgefischeriales; Tilletiariaceae
Exons: 1
Coding region: 188-1420 (410 amino acids)
Biological process (GO): retrograde vesicle-mediated transport, Golgi to endoplasmic reticulum
Cellular component (GO): Dsl1/NZR complex; endoplasmic reticulum membrane
Molecular function (GO): SNARE binding
Source: RefSeq, a predicted model, not a curated record